Drosophila hydei is the source of this 1135-nucleotide messenger RNA. RefSeq lists its product as uncharacterized. Lineage: Eukaryota; Metazoa; Arthropoda; Insecta; Diptera; Drosophilidae. The record is from RefSeq and is a predicted model, not a curated record. The transcript is spliced from 3 exons. The coding region runs from base 220 to 1050 and encodes 276 amino acids.
GCCUCUGCCAUCAGUCGACAGUUGACAGUUGCCUCGUCUUGUGGAAUCCGAUCUUGUGCUCUGCUGCUCCUAAAACUAAACUCAAUUGCUUUGUUCACCAAUAAAUAAUGUGCUUAACAAGUCUUUAGCUCCGGCCAAAGCAAACGUAAUCUUGGACAAAAUGUCUAAACUCUAAUUCGAGAGUUUUGCCUCAACCCAAAAAAAAAUAAAGUAAAAAUUAUGUUGCUUCAAUGCUUCAGUUUAAAGCAAUGCAUAUCGCUGUUGUUGCUGCUGAUGACAGCAUCGCCCAUGCAAAUGGCGGCCAUCGAUGCGAAUUCAAAGGAUGCGUUGGCGUCGUCCUGGAGCAGCAGCAGCAGCGACAGCAGCGGCAACUGGCCAGCCAACAACUUGUAUGCCAACGGAAACCCUUUGCCAAAUAUUGAGGCCAUGGAAAUGGCGCCCGAAUUUGUUGACAUGCCUUUCAAUUUCCCGCCGUAUCCGUUCAACAAGAACAGACAUUGGCGUUCCGAUAAAUACUUAAAGCAUCUGGUCCAGGUGCAUCGGACAUGGCUGCAAUCUCCGGCUGAGCGAUCUAGAAGAAAAGUGAAACGCGGCCCACAAUAUUGGCCAAUGAGUCUGAAUGAUUACGGGCUCUCGUCGGAUAUAGCCAACUACUAUCAACGCAAACGCGAACCGGCCGUAUAUGAGAGUUCACGCUUCAAGCCCUCCAUCAGUGCUGGAGUAAUGACAAAUCUGGGUGAUUUCUUUAAUCAGCUAAAGGCGAACGUUCAUUAUGCCGAGCAAUCGCAGCACCAGAUAGGCGAAGAGGAGUCCCAGCUGCUCGAAGGCAUCCAUCCACAUCAGCAGCAAAGGGAGAACGAUGACGACGAUGCAGAUGCAUUAGAUGGCGCCGAUUAUGAUUCCGGGCAGCCGCCCGAUCGCAAGGGAUCAAAGUUGCGUAACUAUCGGCCAUCGCAGAAGAUACGCUCUUUGGUCUCACGUAAUCCCAAUGGUUAUCGCGGUUCGCAGUUUAUUGAUCCGAGCUACAUGUGGUUGGGUCUGGGAAAAUGACCAUAAACUGCUCUAUAUAUAGGUUGCAACGAUUCGAGAGAUCCUCUUCCUUCAGCCCCGCCCCUAAAUUUUUCAAACUUUUAUC